AAGUCCCCCUUUGCAAACAGUGGUUGCACCCAAUGCCAGCUGGGUGGGGGGUAGGAAAACACUGGUUGGAUCCUGGAUACGAAGUUCAUCCCUUUUCUUUGUCCUAGUAUGUAUAUCUAAAGAGCAAGAUGAGCAGCACAUCUGAAUCCUUCAUCCACUACUAUCCCAACCAGUACAAGGCACUUGUGAGAGGUCUGGACAGCCAACGCAGACAGGGUCUCAUGUGCGAUGUCGUCAUCAAAGUGCGAGGGACAGAGUUCAAAGCUCACAGUGCCGUCCUGGCUGCAUGUAGCGACUACUUCUGUAGCGCCGUACCGUCCUUCCAGCCGGGAACCCACAAGACCGUCAACCUCCCAAACGUCACUCCCGAGGGCUUCGAGCAGGUCUUAGACUUUGUGUACACGGCAAGCCUGCGUCUGUCUGCUGCAAACGUCCUGGACGUGUUGUCGGCAGCGAGCUACGUCCACAUGCACGAGGUGGUUCGGAUCUGCACGGAUUUCAUCAAGACGCGGUUUGAGAUGAAGCCCAAGGAAUCAUCGCAGGACUCGGGCGAGGCUUCCUCUAGAACAGUUAACAGUAACAUUCCGUUAGAGUCUAUAGUUAAUGCGCUAUCAUCAACAGCUGGUACAGCUGGAAGCAGAACAACACCUGCUUGUGCCUCCAGCACAUCUAACAGUGAGAACAGACCCUUAGUCCAUAGCAGCCCUCAUUCCAUAGUCAACACCAGCCCUCAGAGUAGCACUCCUACUGUAGAACAUACGCCAAGUCAUCCGACAACAGCUUUGAACAGGGGCACUCCGUCAGAGAGAGGUAACCCAGAAUUUGUUCAAGACCGUCAGGAGAGUCCCAGCACCUCGCAGGCAACCCACUUCCAGGUGAAGAUUGAGCCUCCCGACACAUAUGAAGGACUGUCUGCAUCUUUCGUACAGCAGACAACAAACAGUCAGCCACACAGUAGCCAACAGACUAGCCCUGACUUGAGCUCUAGUGUUGAGAGUACCUCGGCAAUGGUUGGUGCGAGUAGGUUGGGGAUGGCCGUGCCUGCCAUGGAGACUGGUCCCGUGGGAGACCUGGCUGCGGUCAGUUCCAUCGUCCACAACGUCUUCGCUUCCCAGGGCACGCCCAACCGCCUGAUUCUCGGCGGCGGUAUGGAAAUGGACACUACUUCCACGCUUCGAGCAGAAGAGACAACGCACAUGGGGAGCACAGAGAGACCCUCACCAAGCAGCCGCUGUAAUGACGUUGGGGGCAGCAACGACCCGGAAUCGGACGCGGUGAUGACAUGGAAAGUUGUGAACCCAGAGAACCCCAUGCACAUGUGGUACGAGUGCGGGAUCUGUCGCAAGCCGUUCCGAGACUUGGAGAGGCUUCACAAGCACGAGAAGCUCCACGCUCCCGGGGGGCCCAAGAACCACCAGCGGCCCUACAAGUGCCCCAUGUGCCACGCCUUCUUCACUACCAGGUCCACCCUGGAGACACACUGGAGGAGGCACAGUGGGGAGAGACCAUUCAAGUGCAAGACGUGCAGUGCGAGCUUCACCCAGCGGUCCAACCUGAAGCGCCACAUCCGCGUACACACGGGAGAGAAGCCGUAUCAGUGCCAGGUGUGCGGAGUACGCUUCACCCAGAGUAACAGUCUGAAGGCGCACUACGGCUUCAAACACUUCCAGGAUGGUCCCGGGGUGGACGAGAGCCAGCUCACGCUCCCUUCCCCAGACCCAGGGGCAACGUAGAUGUUAUGUUACGUUUGGUAGCUGAAAACCUCAUAUUUCAAACAGUGUUGUUCCCAGCCAUAGAUGUAUUUCUUCCCUCACUGGCUCUUCUGUUGGAGCCUACACUCAAGUUCAGGCAAAAUUAGACCUGAGGUCAAUCUUUUCCCAAGGACAUUAUAUAUAAUGUAUUUGUAAUCAUAUAUUAGAUAGUACAUGUCUUCUUGUAAAGUGUAAAUCAGGACUCAAAAAAAAUUAGUAUCUACGAGAUUCUACCAUAGCUACAUGUACAUUUGUGUAGGCUGCUGGAAAAAUAGUACAGGUUGCCCAAAUAGACAGAUGAUAUGCCAAAGGUGUCAGCCAGCCUUGAAGUACAAUUCAGGUUGCAUACUGUACUCCAGCUAACCCCUCUGACAUGCUAUCUGUCUAUUUGGCCAAUUUCUACUAUUUUGCCAGCAGCCUAUAGUCCUGGUAGAAACUACUAAAAUUUCACAUCUUUUAUCUUCUUGUCAGUGUAUUGUUGAAAUGUUCAACUUUCAAGUUAUCUUAAGUAUUACAUUGUAGCACUGAAAUAUUGCAUAGCCAGUACACUUUGUUUAGUUGUAGCCAUUGACAAAGGAUACACUGUCAGAAAAAAUUGGUUGUAUGUAUACGUAUGUAUUCGUCAAGAAAUUAGACAUUGUAGCAUUGAAAUAUUGCUAUAGCCAGUACACUUUAUUCAAUUGUAGCCAUUACGAAAUAUACAGGCAAAAUUAGUUAUACACAUUAUUCAUCAAGAAACUUAACAGUAGUGAUUCUGGUUUAUUAGCUGGAUAAUCAUACACAGUCUCUUGAUAUCACAAAAAUGUAUCAUUGUGCAAUGCAUUGUCCAAUUUGAGUAUUUUAGCAAUAAUUUUCAAUAAUUGUCAGGGUACAACAAAUCUUAUUUGCAAAAACAUGACAGUAUUAUUAUGUGCAUGUAAUGGUAAGUGUUCAGCCAGUACUUGUUAGCAUACAAGAUUAAAUAUACCUCAUU
Molecule: messenger RNA, 2724 nt
Organism: Branchiostoma floridae (Florida lancelet)
Lineage: Eukaryota; Metazoa; Chordata; Leptocardii; Amphioxiformes; Branchiostomatidae
Product: B-cell lymphoma 6 protein-like
Exons: 3
Coding region: 129-1733 (534 amino acids)
Biological process (GO): regulation of transcription by RNA polymerase II
Molecular function (GO): protein binding; RNA polymerase II cis-regulatory region sequence-specific DNA binding; DNA-binding transcription factor activity, RNA polymerase II-specific
Source: RefSeq, a predicted model, not a curated record